CAUUCGGAAUCUCGGGCACUGCUCGAGGGCCCGGGGUCAGUUAGGGGCCCCAUGAGAUGCCCCUGGUACCUUUCAUAGGCUUUUUUGGGUGUGGUUUGAGUGUGGGCAAGGACACUGGGGCCCCAUGAUCCCCUAUUGCCCGGGGGCCCCAUUAGUUGUCAGUCCGCCCCUGAAUCCAAUUAUACAUUCAUACAUACCAUUUAAACCUGAUUAUAUGUUAUCAAUGCAAUCCAUAUCUACUGUAUACAUUACCAUUAUAAAAAUUGUUAAAAAACAUACA
Staurois parvus is the source of this 280-nucleotide messenger RNA. The record is from the annotation of a GenBank genome assembly. Lineage: Eukaryota; Metazoa; Chordata; Amphibia; Anura; Ranidae.